AGACCCAAGCACGAAAGAUCAAGAUGGAGUGUACGUUAUUUACCCUGACACCCGACGAGAGGUCUACUGUGACAUGACGACAGAUGGAGGAGGGUGGACGGUUUUUCAGAAAAGAAUAGAUGGGUCGACUGAUUUUUAUCGGAUUUGGGAAGAGUACAAACAUGGUUUUGGGGAUCCAAGGAAUAACUACUGGAUAGGGAAUGAUGCAAUCCAUGCUUUAACCAAAGAUGAGGACCAGGAACUGCGAGUAGAACUCCAGAGAUUUAACGGAGAGACAGCGUAUGCUGAAUAUUCCACGUUUUUUAUCGGAAGCGAGACAACUGAAUACCAACUCACAGUCUCCGGGUACUAUGGAACUGCUGGAGACAGCUUAUUUAAUCACAAUGGAAUGAAAUUCACAACAAAAGAUCGUGAAAAUGACAACGACAUAGUUGGUGGUAACUGUGCUAUUCAAUGGCACGGAGCCUGGUGGUACAACGCUUGUCUCCACUCAAACCUGAACGGAGAGUACGCAAAGUCAGCUGUAAAUAAUUCAAAACACCCAAUAUGGUGGGACUGGAAAUGGAAUGAGGCGCUAAAGAAGACUGUGAUGAUGAUUAGAUACCAAAACUGA
Saccostrea echinata is the source of this 613-nucleotide messenger RNA. RefSeq names its product ficolin-1-like. NCBI's taxonomy places the organism in Eukaryota, Metazoa, Mollusca, Bivalvia, Ostreida, Ostreidae. The transcript is spliced from 4 exons. The coding region runs from base 74 to 613 and encodes 179 amino acids. The record is from RefSeq and is a predicted model, not a curated record.